GUAGCAGCUCAGGGGAGAGCUGUGACUGCAGUCAAGUGCAGCUUAGAAGAGUUUAAAAUGUAGAAAUGAUCGGAAAUCCGUCACAUGUAGCUGUUUUUAGAGCAGGCAACAACAAAUAAAAAAUUGUGAUUAGGUUCAGAUCUGAACUUCUCUGAUAGUCAAGAUACCACCAUAAUAAUUAUGAGUUUAUAAUAAGGAAAUUGCGAAAGGAGGAAGAUGAAGAAGUGAUGGGGGAGCCGCUAUGAAAUAAAAUCGAAUCCAUCAAAAACAUCUGGAUGAUCAAGUGAGGAAACACACGACGUCAUUUUAUUGCUUUUAUCAAUUGGUUUUAUCAACGUUUGGAUUUACCAUGCACAAAAGAUGGAUACGUCGGAGGCUGCUUGUCUUGAUUGUCACCUUCUUUAUAAUUAUCUACGUGGAUUUUCAAUUACACACGAGCAACUUUCCCAAACUAAAUGUUGGUCACCAAGCGUCAAGUGGUGCGCCGCAGGUCCCCGGUGCCGUCAAAGACGCAGAGAUCUCGGUUUACAAUAGCAGCAGCGGAGGACAAUCACAUCUUAAUGAGCGGAGCGGAGAAAACGCUGUUUCUAAAGCUUCAUAUGUCACUCAACCCAAACUAAAGCUAGAGGACAUCUAUAUCGCUGUGAAAACCACCGGGAAGUUCCACAAGACGCGACUUGCGCUUCUUUUGGAGACUUGGGUCUCAAGGACCAAGGCGCAUACAUUUAUUUUUACUGACACUGAAGAUGAUGACUUAAGUUUACAAGGUUAUAACAUGGUGGUAACUGGCUGCCACUCAGAUCACAGUCAGCAGGCUCUGUCCUGCAAGAUGUCGGCAGAGUACGACGGUUUCAUGGCCUCGAACAAAAGGUGGUUUUGUCAUGUGGAUGAUGAUAACUACGUGAACCCUGGAGCUCUCAUUUCUCUGCUCUCCUCCUUCCCCCAAGAAGGUGACAUCUACAUAGGGAAACCGAGCCUGGACAAGCCCAUCACUGCUCACGAACUUCUGGAGGGAAAUACAACGAAGGAAGUUCGGUUCUGGUUCGCUACAGGAGGAGCUGGCUUCUGUCUGAGUAAAAGGCUGGCAGAAAAAAUGUCUCCAUGGGCCAGUGGCUCUCAGUUUGAGCGGACAUCAGCAAGAAUCCGCCUCCCUGAUGACUGUACGGUGGGCUUCAUUGUGGAAAAGAGACUUGGCAUCUCUAUGGUCCACUGUCCUUUAUUUCAUUCCCACCUAGAAAACCUGCUACUCAUAAGACAAAGGAACAUAGCACAACAGGUGACUUUGAGUUAUGGGAUAUUUGAGAACAAGAUGAACAGCAUAGAAGUGAAAGGGAGCUUUUCUAAGGAAGAGGAUCCCUCCAGGUUUAAGACCGUCCACUGCAUGCUGUAUCCUCUCACCAGCUGGUGUCCUUGAGUAAGAAGACAAUGACACCAAAAUAUCUGAAACAAAACUGGCAUCGUUCAGGAUGUGAUACUUCUGGAUAUUGCCUAAAUGCAGAAAAAACAAUCAAUUUAAUCAAAUGGAACAGUUUAAGAUGCAGAAAACCAGAAGCAGGAGAAAUACACAGCAGAAAACACAAUGGUAUAAACCUGGUUUUCUACAGCUGCUAAGUCACAGCUUGUCUCCUUACACAGUGAACACUUGGACACUUGAACAUGGGAUUUAAAAAGAACUUUGAAUAUGAAGUACAGAAAAUCAACACCUUCUUUUUUCGACUGUGUUUGAAGUAUUCUGCAGUAAAAUGUGACUCUUUGUGUCUUUACUACUGAAUGAUUUUGUGAGAUUGAAGCACUUAUGACAAGGAACAGUCAUAUUUCUAUUUUUAUAUUCAUAUAAAUGUUUACUAAAAAUUUGGGACAAAUGAAAUGUUACUCUCUUUAGAUUAGUCUGUGUACAAAUGUUUUUAAGCUAAAUGAGUCUUUAAUUUAUUUUCUUAUUUCUUCACCAUCAUUGAAAGCUGAUGAUCAUGAAAGCUAUAAACAAGCUACAUUUGCAGGACUUAAAUAAUAUUUACCCCUGAAUUAAUUCAAGCUUUUAAAGACCAAAUGCUCCUCUGUCUGUUUGCUGCUAUGAAGGAGAUAUUGUCCUUGCACCUACAGUAUGAAGUCUGCACACAAUGAACAGUCUUGACAUGCAUCUCCCUCCUUAGCCAAAGCUCCCAUUCUCCCUCCCUCCCUCCCUUUUCUCACUCCUUACCUUCUUCCUCCACCCCUCCAUCUGUCUUCUUCCCCACCUUCUCCUCCCUCCGCCUCUCUGUUUACUUAGUCUUGUCCACAAUUGAAGGCCAUGUCUGAAAAUAAAAUAUGCUUCCACUCA
Messenger RNA from Melanotaenia boesemani (Boeseman's rainbowfish), 2317 nucleotides. It is a transcript of the gene mfng, whose product is annotated as MFNG O-fucosylpeptide 3-beta-N-acetylglucosaminyltransferase. Gene Ontology annotation, molecular function: O-fucosylpeptide 3-beta-N-acetylglucosaminyltransferase activity. Gene Ontology annotation, biological process: regulation of Notch signaling pathway; pattern specification process. The record is from RefSeq and is a predicted model, not a curated record. The coding region runs from base 350 to 1414 and encodes 354 amino acids. Gene Ontology annotation, cellular component: Golgi membrane. The transcript has 8 exons. NCBI's taxonomy places the organism in Eukaryota, Metazoa, Chordata, Actinopteri, Atheriniformes, Melanotaeniidae.